AUGUUCACAGUUCUGCUUCUCCUUUCACUCCUUCUAACCACCUCCACUUCUCACAACCUAUCAUACCCUCAUUUUCAACAACUCGACGUCAAACAAACCCUGGCACAAACCAAACUCAUUCCAAAUCCAACCCCAAACCCAACCCAACCAUCCAACCAACACCAAAAACCCAACACUGCCACUGACUCAUCAUCAACAAAAUUGAAACUAAAACUUUUCCACAGAGACAAAGUUCCCACCUUUAACACCUCCCACGACCACCGGACCCGAUUCAACGCCCGAAUGAACCGGGACGCCAGAAGGGUGGAUGCCCUCCUCCUCCGCCUCACCGGCGGAAAACCCACCUUGGAUCCGGAGGCAUUCGGGUCGGAUGUGGUUUCGGGUAUGGAGCAAGGAAGCGGAGAGUACUUCGUGAGAAUCGGAGUUGGAAGCCCUCCUCGGAACCAAUACGUGGUCAUCGACUCAGGCAGCGACAUUAUAUGGGUCCAAUGCGAACCCUGCACGCAAUGCUACCAUCAAUCCGACCCGGUUUUUAACCCGGCCGAAUCCUCCUCCUACGCCGGUGUCCCCUGCUCCUCCACAGUGUGCAACCACGUGGACAACGCCGGCUGCAAGGAGGGACGGUGCCGCUACGAAGUUUCCUACGGAGACGGCUCCUACACCAAAGGCACACUCGCUCUUGAAACACUCACAUUCGGACGAACACUGAUCCGAAACGUGGCAAUCGGGUGCGGGCACCGGAACCAGGGAAUGUUCGUGGGCGCCGCUGGGCUUUUGGGCCUCGGAGGUGGGCCCAUGUCCUUCGUGGGCCAGCUCGGAGGCCAAACGGGGGAGGCCUUUAGUUAUUGUUUGGUGAGCAGGGGAACACAAUCCUCCGGAUUACUCGAAUUCGGACGCGAAGCAAUGCCCGUGGGUGCUGCGUGGGUUCCCCUCAUCCACAACCCGCGUGCCCAAAGCUUUUACUAUGUUGGGCUUUCGGGCCUGGGAGUUGGGGGUCUCCGGAUACCCAUAUCCGAAGAUGUUUUCAAAUUAUCCGAAUUGGGUGACGGCGGAGUGGUUAUGGACACUGGCACCGCUGUGACGCGGCUGCCCACAGCUGCUUAUGAGGCUUUCCGGGAUGGGUUUAUAGCCCAAACAACGAACCUGCCCCGGGCUUCCGGAGUAUCAAUUUUUGACACGUGUUAUGACCUGUUUGGGUUUGUGACGGUUCGGGUCCCGACCGUUUCGUUUUACUUCUCGGGUGGGCCUAUUUUGACCCUUCCAGCUAAGAACUUUUUGAUCCCAGUGGAUGAUGUGGGAACAUUUUGUUUUGCCUUUGCUCCUUCUUCUUCUGGGCUUUCCAUCAUAGGGAACAUUCAGCAAGAAGGGAUUCAGAUUUCAGUCGACGGAGCCAAUGGAUUUGUGGGAUUUGGACCCAAUGUUUGUUAA
Molecule: messenger RNA, 1428 nt
Organism: Sphenostylis stenocarpa
Lineage: Eukaryota; Viridiplantae; Streptophyta; Magnoliopsida; Fabales; Fabaceae
Source: the annotation of a GenBank genome assembly